This is a messenger RNA of Micropterus dolomieu (smallmouth bass), 5109 nucleotides long. RefSeq names its product cytoplasmic phosphatidylinositol transfer protein 1-like. Gene Ontology annotation, molecular function: phosphatidylinositol binding; phosphatidylinositol transfer activity. The record is from RefSeq and is a predicted model, not a curated record. Gene Ontology annotation, cellular component: cytoplasm. Bases 411 to 1406 code for a protein of 331 amino acids. Gene Ontology annotation, biological process: phospholipid transport. The transcript is spliced from 10 exons. Lineage: Eukaryota; Metazoa; Chordata; Actinopteri; Centrarchiformes; Centrarchidae.
AGGGUACAACCCCUCAACCGAGCUCAUUUCUGCUAUCACGUUCCCUGCCGGAGUAAGUGCUGGCUGGUUCCGAUGUACUCAGCUGCAACUCGGGGUGUAUUUCAUAACCAAGGCUAACCAUCAUUCCACAUGCGCUGACACGUCUCCAGAUAUUACACACAUCCCGUCGGGCGACGGUGGGAACAUUUACUAGGCUGAGCUUGAGACAUUGCGAGUAACAGACAAGAGAGGCGCAGAGAGGGAAGAUGUUGCUGAAGGAGUACAGGAUAUGCAUGCCCCUCACGGUGGAGGAGGCCUGCACACAUUGACCAGAGCGUCAUCCCUUGCCUCCUUGAAGUUGCGUCAAAGUUUCCUGUCUGUCCAAAGGGAGAGGAAGAAUGGCUUGAAGGAAGGACGGGUGGAAGGGAUGGAUGUACCGGAUUGGGCAGCUGUACAUGAUCAGUAAACACAGCCACGAGCAGAGCGAUCGAGGGGAAGGGGUGGAGGUCGUCCAGAAUGAACCAUAUGAAGACCCGGCGCACGGCCAAGGGCAGUUCACAGAGAAACGAGUCUACCUCAACAGUAAAUUACCCAGCUGGGCUCGAGCAGUGGUUCCAAAAAUCUUCUACGUGACAGAGAAAGCAUGGAACUACUACCCUUACACCAUAACAGAAUACACCUGCUCAUUCCUCCCCAAGUUUUCUAUCCACAUAGAGACAAAAUACGAGGACAACAAAGGAUGCAAUGACAAUAUCUUUGACACCGAGCUGAAGGAGCAGGAGAGGGAGGUGUGUUUCAUUGACAUCGCCUACGAUGAGAUUCCUGAGCGCUACUAUAAAGAGUCUGAGGACUUGCGAUAUUUCAAGUCCGAGAAGACGUCACGGGGGAUUCUUCAGGAGGGCUGGAGGGACACCCAGGACCCUAUCAUGUGCUCUUACAAACUGGUCACAGUCAAGUUUGAGGUGUGGGGUCUGCAGACGCGCGUGGAGCAGUUUGUACACAAGGUGGUUCGGGAUGUGCUGCUGCUAGGACAUAGACAGGCAUUUGCCUGGGUGGAUGAGUGGAUUGACAUGACAAUGGAUGAGGUGAGAGAGUUUGAGCGCACCAUCCAGGAGGCCACCAACCAGAAGAUCGGGAUUUUCCCCCCGUCGAUAUCCAUCAGCAAUAUGCCCCUGUCCUCCUGUGCCCUCACCGGCCCUGCCAGCGCCCCCACCACCCCCAUGUGCACUGAUGCGCCUGAGUCCCUCUCUGUCCCCAAGGACCGACCCCGCAAAAAAUCUGCUCCGGAAACCUUGACCCUUCCUGACCCUGUCCCCAGUGGUGUCCCCCAGGGCUCUACCCUGAGCCCACUACCCGUUUCAAACCACCUCCAAUCAUCCACACCGCCCUCCCCCAACUCUGAUCUUGCUGAGAUGGAUGAGCAGUAGAGAAACCUUGGGAUGUCUUCCUCCACCGCUUGCUUUACUUAUUCCCUCAACCCCACUAUCUUAGUAGCCCAAUGAGACUAGCCUAACCUCCAAACACCAGUGCCCAGAAGUUUCAAGUUUUCUAGCCAUAUCCAAUGAUUUGCCAUUAUCCUGGACACACAACAAUCACUCCAGAAGACUUCAUCACUGUCACUAAUACCAUCACGGCAGCUGUAGGCUCAGCCACCCUUAUGUGACUGACUUCCUCUUCCUGUGAGCAUAGCCAGCCACAUGUCACAUCUAUUAUAACAACCACCCUUGAUGUCUAAUCAAAACAUCAGAGCAUCCAUAAUAAUUUGUUGUUGAGCGGCGGUUAUGUUAUAUGAAUAAAUUAUUUCCUUAGUUAUGUUUUCUUCAAUCAGAGGAGCUGAUUGCUUUCAAGCUUUUGAACUAAUGAAGUACAGUAGUUGCCUUAGCACCACAGAGUCAGUGGUGUUUAUUAGUUUUGACAAUAUGCGCAAAUGAAUAAUUGACGAAUACUGUCCUUUUUUCAGUCUGUAAAAUGACUAUGUAUUAAAUUAGAAGUGAAAUCAAUGACACAAACUAGAGUAGCACAGUAGAUCUAAUAUGUUAGUGUAACACACACAAAAAGACAUCCCAGUACCCUCAUAACCGAACUGGUUAGCAACAGUUUCCUGAGCCAUCCAAACUGGCCUGCGGACCAGAUUACACCCAUCCUUUCCAUCCCAAACUCCAAUUAUACAAAAGAUGCAAGAUCAGUACAAUCAUAGAGUUUACACCUCAGGUCUCCCGGACUCUACCUGGCUCAUACUCCAAAGGCAGGGAUAAUACUAAACCUUUCUCUCCCUGCUUAUUGCCAAACAGUACACAACUAUUGUAUGUACUAUACCAGUCUACUUAUCCCUUGGAAUGUUUACACAUCAGAAACCUUAAGAUGAUGAUACACGGAGCAGCUUUUAGAGAAAUGGUGCUGGGCAAUGUUGCCGUCAGUGGUAAUGAGUACAGUUUACUACUGUAAUAACACCCCUCCCACUCCCCCGUCCGCCACCCCGCCCCGCUGUUCUCCACUCAAAACAUAGUCAGACUUGCCACCAGCAAGAUUGCUCAGCAACAUAGCUCAAAAAGUUGCCCAGUGUAUCAUCAGCUUUAGAGCAUUUGCAUAUUAGUGGUAACGUGGUAGAUUAAGCUGUUGUUAUAUCUGCACUUGCGGUUUAAGCAUGACAGUUUAAUGAUUCUAAAAAUGUAAUUUGUUAAAGUUUAUUACGGCACAUAUCUUACUCAAGUUGACUGAGAAUUCAGUACAACAAAAGAGUAAAAUGUUGCCUGAAACUAAUGCUGGAAAUCUCAUGUGACGUAAACAUGAUCCAAUUUUAUCAAAUCAGUAAAUCACUUUAAUGUCAUAUGUAGGAACAAGGCCAUUUUGAGGAGUUUUUACACAUUGACUGACCUUUGUGCACAGUGGAGGUAAUAGAAACUCAAAACUUGAUUUGAGGAGAGGGGCACGUGUAUCAAGCUGACUUGAGUAUGUGCUUUGUUAGCUGCAUUGCAUUUGCAGAAAUGCUGACAGUGCUUUAUCAGUGCUGGUUGUAAUACUGAGCCAGUGCUUUGGUGGGCUUGAAAAAUUAUUUUGAAAUGGGAACAUAGUUUGCAGUGACCCAUUAUUUGUGGUGGGCUUGUACUGCUGGUUACCAACUAAAACCCUGAAGGAGAAACAAACGCAUAAUUACAGCAAGUUACUAUUUAAACCCCCUUUUUCCACACAAUGAUAUUCAAAGAGGGUUUUAUAUGCUGCAUGGAAUGUUCACAACAUAUAUACAUAUUAUGUAAGUAUAUAUGUAUAUACUGUAAAUGAAUGGUUUGGCAGAGUAUAUUUGGUGAAAGAAAAAUUAAUGCCAACUUUGGAAGCUCUAUACUAAUUUUGUAUAAUAGAAAAAGCAGAUUUUGAGUGAAACAUAAGCAUGCCCAGAGAAUAUAGGCCUUCGAUCUUUCAACUCAGUGCCUCUGCAUGCAACAAUUAUAUCAUCUCCUAUGUGUGUGUAAACCAGAAUCUCUUAUAUUUCUUCUAUAGAAACACAAAAUGUCAUCACAUUUCUUGUUUUCUAUGUCAAAUGUUGCAUUUAACCAAUAAUAAAAAUGGGCUCCAGCCCCUUAAUACAGUAGCAGAACUAAAACAUAAUCGGAUCAAAUCAAUCAUAUCAAAUGACGUCAUCAGACUCUCAAGUAACAGGGCUAACUUGUUGUUAUAUUUUUGAAAAUUAUUAAAUUUUUGUUCCCCCAUUCAUACCAAUUACUUCUAACUUUACAGCGCAAAUGCAUUUUGCACUUUCCAGUCUUUUACAUCUUAUCUGACAAUGAAGAAAUGUGUUACAUUACAGUCUUGGUAAGUUUGCUGGACCAAAGUCCUAUAAUACAGCAUAGUGAUGUCGAGGAGAGAGUCCUCAGUGGUCUUGCCAUAAAGUACUGUUAAUAUUAUGUAUAGGUUUCUCACUUGCUUUUGUUAAAAAAAAACAAAAAACAACUGUAGCUAUUUAUCUGUAACUGUAGCUUUUGUCUUUGCCUUUUGGAGGAUAAAAAUGUUAUAUACCAGUUAUUGGCCCUCCGUAUUGAUCGAUUAUGUAUAGAUUAUACAUACAUACAACUCUGGGAUUGACCAUCUCUCUUGUCAGGAACACAGAGAUCCAGGGUUAUAUUUGAUCUACCAUGGGUUAUUAAAAGUAAUGCAAAAUAUCUAAUUGUGUAACAUUAAACUCUGCUCUGUUUAAAAGAGUAAACUAUUAGGUAUUGUAAAUACUGUUGUUGAUGACUAAUAUAGUAGGUUUCUUACAUUGAAUCUGCUCCAAGUUGCAUUACUGAUGUGACAUGAAUGUUCUCAAAGAUUUCAAAUACAGAGGAUAUUCUUUAGCAUUUGUGCUAAACAGACAUGAAUUAAAGGUUUGUUGCUAGGAGUAAUGUGUCUGUAUCUAUGAGGUCAUUGUCAUCUCUUGAGGAUACUGAAUUCAGUUAGGUUAACUCUUCUCAAUCGAGUAUCAAGAUUCCUCAUUGUAGUGGUGCACUUUUGAUUCUCCAGUUGCUUUUGGUGACCCUGCGGGGCACAAAUAUUUUUACAAGUUGUGAAACAAAAAAAAGCUUUUCUUUUUAGUGGAGUGGCUGCUUUGACGCUUUCUUGCCAUGUUAAUUGAGAGGUGAUUUGCUUUUUCUGUUUCUUUCUUUUUUUGUAGUAAACCGGCUGUACUUUGAUUUUGUGGUUGCUGUAUUGUUUGAAAGCAAAAUCAAGUAGUAGUUUAUCGUUAUUUCUUUGGUUAAAAGGACCAAGCUUUUCACCUACUUGCCCUCCUCCUGAUGCAGUUUGCAUUUGAUCAGGCUGUUGUGCUGUCUCUUGAUAAUUGGUACCUGUCUCACCAACCAGGAUCACUGAGUUAGCUGCAGAACUGAGUAAAGCUAGGAGCAGCUCAGUGUACUUCACUUUGUGUUGGAGAUCAGGUGUGGUUCUGACUUAUCCACCGUUCUACAUUAAUCCUGCUUUGUGAAACAGGCCCCAGAAGUGCCAUUCGUGUUCGGCUGCUGGAAGUCACUCUUAGUUCUUCCACUUUAACUAUUAUUGUAUUUGUCAUAUUUUUACUGCCCUUUGAGGUUAAUUUGGUUCUUUGUUGUAAUUAUUGUUUAACUUUUUCUGAAGUAGACAAAUAAACUUUACUAGCUAUUA